AAAUCUUUAAAAAAAAAAGAAGAGGGAAUUUGAACAGCAGAGCAGGCACAGAGAGCCUCGACCCUGCGAGGAGGCAGCAAGAGUAGAACUAUCCGCAAGCCAAGGAGAGAGACCUCAGGAGAAACCAAUCCCGCGGGCACCUUGAUCUGGACCUCUAGCCCCCAGAACUGCGAGGACACCCAUGUCUGGUUUUUGCCACCUGAUCUAUGAGACUUUGUGAUGGCAGCCCCCGCAGGCUAGUACGUGGAGCCACUGGCUUCCGACCAUUGGCCCUGGACAGCCCCGCAGGCUGGCUUCGUGCGGUUGCUCCUUGUCUGAGGCCAGGGGUGCCACAUCCACAAAGGAGAGGUCCGCCCAGGAGCUCACAGAAGGGUGACCCAGCACCCCGUCCUCAAGUUGAGAGACCGAAGAACCAUAUCACCCGCAGAGAGCCGUGGUUCGGGCGUCUGGUCACGUUGUGUGUUAUUCCUCACAGUUCUUCCUGGCGUACAAGACGAGGGAGAAAGAUAUUAAUGAGGAAAGAUUGGAAGGGAGUGGUUUUUAACCACUGCUGGACCCCAGGCCUCUCUAAAACUCUACAAAGCUGUGGACUCAGAAAACUACAGAGUCUGUGUUGGUUUCCUGGGGCUGCCAUCACAGAUCACCACAAAUCUUGCGGCUUAAAACAUGAGAAAUUUAUACUCUCAUCGUUCUGGACACUGGAACUUCAACACCAGUUUCUCCGGGUGAAUCCAAGGAGUGGGCAGGGCUGCGCUCUGUUCUUCGCGCCCCCCCCCCCAGUUCCGGACCAUUCCUGGGCUUGUGGCCACACCGCUCGCUCCCUGCCUGUGUCUACACCUCACCUUCCCCUCUUCGGUGUGCGCUGUGCGUCAGCUCUCCCUCUUCUCUCUCAGGAGCACAGCCAGCCUUGCACCCAUACUUCGGUGAGUACCGGUUAAGAGCCCGGAUGCCUGAGCACCUUCCCCGUUCAGCGGACACACUACUACCUUCUUCACAGCAAAAGAGUGGGGCGAGCCUGUUUGCACGGAGAAAGCCCUCGCGCUCGUUUCUCCCUCCCCCCCCCAUACAAAGUCCAGGCAGUGAAGCUCCCUGGACGCCCGGCGGAGCUGCGGCCUCCCGCCCCGCGCCCCGCCUCCUCCGCGGGCGUGCGUUUGCAUCCGGCUGGAGCCCGCGCGGGAGCCCGCCCCCGCGCCCCGCUGAUUGGCCGCGCCGGCCCUCUCGUCACGCUCUUUGGUCUCAGUGGGCAGAGGAUAAAAGGCGCGGCGGCUGCCGUGGGAACCGCGCUGUCUGGACUCUCUGGAAGGCGGUGCGGAGCCGCUCCGCGGGCAGCUCGCGGUCGCUGGGUGGCCGAGGCCGUGCCCGUCCCUUUGCCCCUGCAGGGCCGCGGACACCGGAAGGCGGCAUCCACAGCUGCCAAGGCCCGUGCGUCUGCUGCCCAGCAGCCGAGCACAGGCCAUCAGAGCCGAAUCCGAACUUGAAUUCUGCGCGGCUGAUUGCAGAGUUGUCUGGACGCCCCGAGGUCCCGGAUCGGCGACCCCCGGUGGACAGAGAUCGGCCGGAGCCCGGAGACGAGCUUUCUCACGGAGGCCACCGGUUGCAGUGGCUGGAAGGGAAAUAAAGGCGCGCGCGCCUGUUCCUGCGCUCCCUCCCUACUGAGAGGGGAGGAAGGCAGCGUCCCGCAGCACGCCUUCAGAUUAGGCUUUUCCACAAAGCCUGAGCAUCCUGUUAGACUCGGAUCCUCGGAUCCUCGUCGUCGUCUUCAGGCAUGGCUAGCAUCCUUGCGCGCAUGGAUAAUAGCCGGCGGCAGAACGCACCGUUGCCGCCCUGGGCCCAUUCUAUGCUGAGGUCCCUGGGGAGAAGUCUCGGUCCUUUAAUGGCCACCAUGGCCGAGAAGAACAUGAAAGUGUUCUCGGGGAGGGUGGUGCCAGCCCAGGGGGAAGACACCUUUGAAAACUGGCUGAUCCAAGUCGAUGGGGCCCUGCCAGAUUGGAAUAUGUCUGAGGAGGAGAAGCUCAAGCGCUUGCUGAAAACCCUGCGAGGCCCUGCCAGGGAGGUCUUGCUUUUGCUCCAGGCUGCCAACCCCGAUCUAAGCGUGGCAGAUUUCUUGCGCGCCAUGAAAUUGGUGUUUGGAGAAUCUGAAAGCAGUGUGUCCGCUCACGGUAAACUUUUUAACACCCUGCAGGCACAGGGGGAGAAAGCCUCCCUUUAUGCGAUCCGUUUAGAAGUGCAGCUCCAGAACGCUAUCCAGGCAGGGAUCAUAGCUCAGGAAAAUGCCAACCAGACUCGCCUGCACCAGCUCCUUUUAGGGGCCGAGCUGAACGGGGACCUGCGCUUUAGGCUCAAGCACCUUCUUAGGAUGUAUGCAAAUGAGCAGGAGCGGCUCCCCAAUUUCCUAGACUUAAUCAGGAUGAUAAGGGAGGAAGAGGAUUGGGAUGACACUUUCAGUAAGCAGAAACGGCCCAAGAGAUCUGAGUCCAUGGUGGAGAGGGCCACCAGCCCAGUGGCAUUUCAGGGCUCCCCUCCGGUAGUGGUGGACAGUGCUGACUGCAACGUGAUAGAGAUAGAUGAUGCCCUCGAUGACUCCGAUGAGGACGUGAUCCUGGUGGAGUCACAAGACCCUCCACUGUCCUCGGCUUCUCCUCUCCCCAGACGCAGGGCCAGACCUCAGGAUCAAGUGCUAGUCAUUGACUCCCCCAGCAGUUCCCGGGCUCAGUCUCCUUCCACCAGUGGGGGUUCUGGGUACAAGAAUGGUGGUUCUGGGAAUCUGCGUAGAAGCAGGAAGCGAAAACACGCAAUCCGCUGUUCAUAUUGCAGCGAGGAGGGCCACUCAAAGGAAACCUGUGACAAUGACUGCAACAGGGCCCAGGUGUUUGAGAAUCUGAUCAUCACCCUGCAGGAGCUGACCCAUACGGAGGAGGAGGGGCGGAGAGAGGCCCCUGGCGAACAAAAUGACCCUUCUGAGCUACAGUGAGGUGGUAGCCCCCAGCCUUAAGGGAACCCUAACCCACACUCAGAGUCCAGCAAUGGGAGGACGGGGGAGGGGUGCUUCUAAUUGCUUGAAUCCACAAAGCAGCUCUCUUUUCCCAGCGAGGCAGAGUAGAAAGGGUCUUGGAUACCAGCUCAGUGGAGGGAGACAGCCCAACCUCUGCCCUUGCUUCCCCACUCCCCUCUCUGCUGCCUAAGGCUCUGUAUCCUUUGUGUGCCCAUUUCCUUGAUGGCUUUAUUCUCUUUGUGAAAGUGGCAUAAUUCAUCAUUAAACCUCCAAACGAUAAAGAGAAGUACAAAAAAGUGAAGUACCAGUUACCCCAAACUCUCCACCCUGAUCUAACCACUGUGGACGCUUUGAUGAAUGUCCUUCUAGAUAGUUCCCUAUACCUACGUACCCAGAUAGAUACAUGUAUAGAUAAAAGUGCUCAAAUACAAGUGCUGUUCUAUAGUCUGUAUUUUUCCACCAAACAGUAUAUGUCGUGGGCUCCUUUCUAUGUCAAUAAAUAUAUA
Messenger RNA from Ailuropoda melanoleuca (giant panda), 3498 nucleotides. It is a transcript of the gene ZCCHC12, whose product is annotated as zinc finger CCHC-type containing 12. The record is from RefSeq and is a predicted model, not a curated record. The transcript has 6 exons. The coding region runs from base 1766 to 2971 and encodes 401 amino acids. Gene Ontology annotation, cellular component: nucleus. Lineage: Eukaryota; Metazoa; Chordata; Mammalia; Carnivora; Ursidae.